CUCGGGCUGAUGGCGGCGGCGGGCGGCCCCGGGACUGCGCUGUCCCCGCGGCCGUGCGACAGCGACCCGGCCACCCCCGGAGCGCAGUCCCCGAAGGAUGAUAAUGAAGAUAAUUCAAAUGAUGGGACCCAACCGUCCAAAAGGAGGCGAAUGGGCUCAGGAGAUAGCUCUAGGAGCUGUGACACUUCCAGUCAGGAUCUUGGCUUUAGCUACUAUCCAGCAGAAAAUUUGAUAGAGUACAAAUGGCCACCUGAUGAAACAGGAGAAUACUAUAUGCUUCAAGAACAAGUCAGUGAAUAUUUGGGUGUGACCUCCUUUAAACGGAAAUAUCCAGAUUUAGAGCGACGAGAUUUGUCUCAUAAGGAGAAACUGUACCUGAGAGAGCUAAAUGUCAUUACAGAAACACAGUGCACUCUAGGCUUAACAGCAUUGCGCAGUGAUGAAGUAAUUGAUUUAAUGAUAAAAGAAUAUCCGGCCAAACAUGCUGAAUAUUCUGUCAUUCUUCAAGAAAAAGAACGCCAACGAAUUACGGAUCACUAUAAAGAAUAUUCUCAAUUGCAACAACAGAAUACUCAGAAAGUUGAAGCCAGCAAAGUGCCUGAGUACAUUAAGAAAGCUGCCAAAAAAGCAGCUGAAUUUAACAGCAACUUAAACCGGGAACGUAUGGAAGAAAGAAGAGCUUAUUUUGACUUACAGACACAUGUUAUCCAGGUGCCUCAAGGGAAGUACAAAGUGUUGCCGACAGAGAGAACCAAGGUCAGUUCUUACCCGGUGGCCCUCAUCCCUGGACAGUUCCAGGAAUAUUACAAAAGGUACUCGCCAGAUGAACUGCGGUAUUUGCCAUUAAACACAGCGCUUUACGAGCCCCCCCUGGAUCCUGAGCUCCCUGCUCUCGAUAGCGAUGGUGAUUCAGAUGAUGCCGAAGAUGGUCGAGGUGAUGAGAAACGGAAGAAUAAAGGCACUUCGGACAGCUCCUCUGGCAACGUGUCUGAGGGCGAAGGCCUUCCCGAAGGCCAGGACGAGCCUCUGCAGGGAAGACAGAGGUCCAGGGACAAGGCUGCUUCUGCACGAAGAGAUGCUUCCAAACGUUCCGUACUGUCCAAGCCGGUUCCUGGGUACAAGCCAAAGGUCAUUCCAAGUGCUCUAUGUGGAAUUUGUCUGAAGGGUAAGGAGUCCAACAAGAAAGGGAAGGCUGAAUCCCUUGUGCACUGCUCCCAGUGCGGUAACAGCGGCCAUCCUUCUUGCCUGGAUAUGACCAUGGAGCUUGUUUCUAUGAUUAAGACCUACCCAUGGCAGUGUAUGGAGUGUAAGACUUGCAUUGUAUGUGGACAACCCCACCAUGAAGAAGAAAUGAUGUUCUGUGAUGUGUGUGACAGAGGUUAUCAUACUUUUUGUGUGGGCCUUGGUGCUAUUCCAUCAGGUCGCUGGAUUUGUGACUGUUGUCAGCAAGCCCCCCCAACACCCAGGAAAGUGGGCAGAAGGGGGAAAAACAGCAAAGAGGGAUAGUUUUUGACCCCAAUACUGUAAUGUGCAUUUAAAUGAAGUAUUUGGUGCCAAUUUACAACAUUCUCAUUUUUACGCCAAUAAAAGAUUUCUGAAACUA
Balaenoptera ricei (Rice's whale) is the source of this 1603-nucleotide messenger RNA. It is a transcript of the gene PHF10, whose product is annotated as PHD finger protein 10. The record is from RefSeq and is a predicted model, not a curated record. The transcript has 12 exons. The coding region runs from base 10 to 1506 and encodes 498 amino acids. Gene Ontology annotation, cellular component: npBAF complex. NCBI's taxonomy places the organism in Eukaryota, Metazoa, Chordata, Mammalia, Artiodactyla, Balaenopteridae.